This is a messenger RNA of Chaetura pelagica (chimney swift), 2001 nucleotides long. RefSeq names its product RNA polymerase II associated protein 3 (gene RPAP3). Gene Ontology annotation, molecular function: protein binding. The transcript has 16 exons. The record is from RefSeq and is a predicted model, not a curated record. Lineage: Eukaryota; Metazoa; Chordata; Aves; Apodiformes; Apodidae. Bases 7 to 2001 code for a protein of 664 amino acids.
AUUACAAUGACUACACCAAAUAAAGCACUAGAACUACAGCUGCAAAUGAAGCAAAAUGCUGAAGAGCUGCAGGAUUUUAUGAGAGAAUUGGAGAGCUGGGAAAAAGAUAUUAAAGAAGUGGAUUCUGAACUAAGGAAACAGAGUGGUGUCCCAGAAGAGAAUUUGCCACCAAUUCGAAACAAGGCUUUCAAGAAAAAGAAGAAAAGCAAAAGUAAAGUCCCUUCAAAGAUAACCACAGAGGAAAACAAGAAAAACAAGAUCAAGUCUUAUGAUUAUGAAGCAUGGGGAAAACUUGAUGUGGAUAAAAUACUUGAAGAACUUGAUAAAGAAGAUAGUACCCAUGAUUCCGUAUCUCCAGAAUCAGACUCUGAGGAAGAUGGAAUCCGUAUAGAUGCAGAAAAAGCUCUUGCAGAGAAGGAAAAGGGUAAUAAGUUCUUUAAACAAGGGAACUUUGAUGAAGCUAUAAAAUGUUAUACCAGAGGGAUGCAUUCUGAUCCAUACAAUCCAGUAUUACCCACAAACAGAGCAUCGGCUUUUUAUAGAAUGAAAAAGUUUUCAGUUGCAGAAUCUGACUGCAAUUUAGCUCUUGCUUUAGAUAAAAAUUACACAAAGGCUUAUGCCAGAAGAGGAGCUGCUCGUUUUGCUUUGAAAAAUCUUCAAGGUGCUAAAGAAGAUUAUGAAAAAGUUUUAGAGCUGGAUGCAAACAACUUUGAAGCAAAAACUGAACUGAAGAAAAUUGAUCAGGCUCUGUCAUCAAAAGAAAGUUCAGAACACAGAGGGUCUGAAGGUGCAGUCAGACCAGAAUUAACAGACGAAGAGAAGCGUAUUGAAGACCAGCAGCUCAAGCAGAAGGCUAUUACAGAAAAAGAUCUGGGUAAUGGUUAUUUUAAAGAAGGAAAGUAUGAUAUUGCAAUUGAAUGUUACACCCGUGGUAUAGCAGCAGAUGGCACCAAUGCGCUUCUUCCAGCGAACAGAGCCAUGGCCUAUCUGAAGCUUGAAAAAUAUGAAGAGGCAGAAAAUGACUGUACACAAGCUCUGCUCUUAGAUGCCUCCUAUUCUAAAGCCUUUGCCAGAAGAGGAGCUGCCAGAGUUGCUCUUGGAAAGGUGAAAGAAGCUAUACAAGAUUUUGAAGCUGUUCUGAAGCUGGAACCUGGAAAUAAACAAGCGAUAAAUGAACUCACUAAAAUAAGGAAUGAUUUAGCUGAGAAAGAAGAGCAAACCCAUCAAAAAUAUCCUGCAGUGUUGAUUAAAGAAACGGAAAUAAAAGAUAUAGUGAAAGUGAUUGAUAAUCCAUUACAGCUGAAAUCAACAAAACCUUUGCAAAGAAUACCCAUUGAAGAAAUUGAUGAUGAGACACCAGAUAGUGAUUUGCCCAUCACUACUUCUUCAGCCAGUAGCUGGAGGAAUUCAAUGAGUGUUGAAACAACAGAGAAUCUAGAUCAGGAUGAUCAGUUGACUACAAUGGACAUUCCUAAAGCAAAGCACUUGAAAAUAGAAGAAGUCAGUGAUACGACACCAUUACAGCUUCCUGCUAUUGUAAAAGGAAUUUCAUCAAUGUCACAUCCAACUUUUCCUGUCAACAAACAAAGAGAAGAAGUCACAAAUUCAUCUAGUUUUUCAGUCCCUGCCAUUCCUGCAAAUUCUUUCCAACUUGAGGCUGACUUCAGGAAGUUGAAAGACUGCCCGGAAAAUAUGUACUUGUACCUGAAGCAAAUAGAGCCUUCGCUUUAUCCAAAACUGUUCCAGAAAUCCUUGGAUCCAGACUUGUUUAACCAGAUACUGAAAAUUCUACAUGAUUUCUACAUUGAGAAAGAAGAGCCAUCACUCAUCCUGGAAAUCCUCCAGAGGCUGUCUGAAUUACAAAGAUUUGAUAUGGCAGUAAUGUUUAUGUCAGGCUCAGAGAAAAAAAUUGCACAGGUACUGUUCAAUCAUGUGAACCACAUGGGAUUGAAAGAUAAUUCUGUUGAAGAAUUGAAGAAGAAAUACGGCAUUUUCUGUUAA